CCUGCCCAUGGAUUUAGCUGUCUACAAACAUGAUUCUAUAAAUAGAUUCAUAUCUCAGGUCUGGAGUAAUUUCCUAUAUAAGAAGUUAGCCUGGGCACUGUUAGCAACAUUGAACCCUUGAGUCAGCUGGGUUAGCUGACCUAACCUGAUCAGACUGGAACUCGAGAGGAGAGCUGCUCUGCUGAACACACCUCCACGCAUCGCACGGACCCUCAGCUUGCCUGCUGAAACAAGAAUGCAGAAACAAAGGGCUUCAUGGAAGGCAGAAGAGUUCUGGAUGAGAAGAAAAGGCCAUCCCCCAGACAGAUUUCACAUCUCCAAGAAGAUGCCAGGAACUGGGGAAUCUCAGAACCCACGGUCGCUUCACCGGGCAUCAAGUGAACAAGUCCGACCCUUGGAUAGGCAAGCAAACUUAUUGGAUGGUGAUGUCUCUGUGGCCCCAAAGCUAGAGAAAACCAACAGGGCCACCAGUGAUCAGGGUGGCCCAAGGAGUAACCACAAGGACAAGGUCCACAAAAAGGGCCAGCAUGGGUUGUUAAAGACCCUGGUGAACUUCCUGACCAGGACAGGGUCAGAGGAACAGAAGGAAAAGGGAGAAAAGAAGUCAAAGGAUAAAUGCAAUUCCCCUCAAGACCCAAAACACCAAGAGGCAUUUGUAGACCCAUUGGAGCCAACCUUUAGGGAAAAAGACAAGGAAAGGGGAGACAAAAAGUUAAAGGAGAAAUGCAAUUCCCCUCAAGACUCAAAACACCUAGAGGCAUUUGUAGACCCACCAGAACCAACCUCCAAGAAAAAAGAUAAGGAAAGGGGAGACAAAAAGUCAAAGGAGAAAUGCAAUUACCCUCAAGACCCAAAACAUCUAGAGGCAUUUGUAGACCCACCAGAACCAACCUCCAAGAAAAAAGACAAGGAAAGGGGAGAUAAAAAGUCAAAGGAGAAAUAUAUCUUCCCUCAGGGCCCAGAACCGCUAGAGGCAUUGGCAGAACCACCAGAACCAACCUCUAAGAAGAAAGACAAGAAGUCUAACCUCAAGAAGGCCUUUUCUUUUAAGAAACAUGGCAAUGAAGAGGCCAAGAAAUCAUCAGGCUUGGAUUCAAGAAGCCCUGAGGCACCUCGUAGGCCUGCAAAGCCUACUUUUCUUCCUUUGUGCAUCAGCCAUAGACCCGCAAGUCUGGCUACUCCUGACUCAGAUGAUGAGGAAGUACAUGAGAGGCUGUUUACAGAAGUCAGGACUCCUGAGUCUACUGGACUUUCCAGCCAAGUUGGGCCGCCCCCACCAAAGGAGGAGCCACCUCUUAAGAGAGGUUCUGAAUCUAGUGAGCAUGACUUUAACCAAGGUCUUGGGUGGACUUUUGCUCUGAGACCCUGGGAUGACAUUAUUAUCCAGAAGAUAGUUGCUCUUCUCAAAGAGCAAGGUGACAAGUACAAUGAAAAGAUCAAAGAAGACCCGAAUUUUAGGGCAGCCUGGGACAGCCUCUCCUUUACCUCCAUCCAAACCUUGGCAGAUGUUCUGGGAAAUCAGGAAGAGAACCAGAAGGAGCCAGAGAGGAGUCAAGUAGAGAGAUGCUAUCAUUUGACCAGCAAAUUUGCAGGCAACACUAACCAUGCUGUCCACCGAAUCAUGGGCUGGAGAGACCACAGUGUUGCACACACAUUUGGUCAUAUACAUUGCAAUAAUGAACAGUAUAGGGAAAGUAUGUCCUUCCUUAGUCCAGAUUGAAGCCCAACCCUUUCUGUUCCUUCGAGUUGCCGUACAAGAAACAGUUGGAGCCAGUAGGAGAUGGGAAGAUGCUUUCUUAAAACCACAGGCUAAUGCUUCAUGGACCCGGUGGAAGCCAUGAGAAUAAGACAAAAGGCUCCCAUGCCUUUUAAAACUAUUAAUUGAUCAAUUAGUCACUUCUUAUUGAAAUGGAGAAUGUACUGAUGUGGGCAUCAAGUCAGAUCUCUGGGAGAAUUUCCUGAUGGAAAGGAAUAGUGACUCAGCCUGGCGAAUCCUCCAGCUCAUUUCAACAGACACCUCUGUGUGCCCUCUGUGUGCUAGGCAGAGCCCUUCUGGAGGAUGAAAAAAUGAGGAGAGGCAUACAGAAAGCCAGCGGUAGUAUAGUGACUCUGUAGUCCCAGAGUCAGAGGACCUAGGGUCCUAACUAGUAAGCUAUGUGAUCCUGGGGAAGUAAUUUCUCUUC
Messenger RNA from Vombatus ursinus (common wombat), 2183 nucleotides. It is a transcript of the gene BNIP5, whose product is annotated as chromosome unknown C6orf222 homolog. The record is from RefSeq and is a predicted model, not a curated record. The transcript is spliced from 6 exons. The coding region runs from base 236 to 1720 and encodes 494 amino acids. NCBI's taxonomy places the organism in Eukaryota, Metazoa, Chordata, Mammalia, Diprotodontia, Vombatidae.